UAAAUUCUGAAAUUUUCAUGUUAGAAACUACCAGAGGUGUUAAACAAAGAGGAACUGGAUGAGUACAGAAAUGUAUUAAGAAGACAAGCUCAAGCAGUAAGAUUUUACGUAUAGACAUUGCCAGAUUGUGCACAAUAAAAAAACAUGCUCAUGUCAAAAAGCUAUCAUUCAAUAGUACAUUUUAUUAUAGCAUAUUAGUUUUUUAGCAGACCAACCAGAUAUUGCCCUGAGUUACUGUUUAGAACUCGAACGUUUUAGUUUGGUCAGGCCUUUUGUUAAAUUUUCAGGUUUCCAAGAAACUGUACAUGAAAGUUCUGGAUAACCAGAAGGCGUAUAUGCAGGUUUGUCUAUUACUUAAUUGGCGUUUCUUCUGUUUGAAGUCCUCAAACAUUUCUUGUACUUACAAUUCUUCAAACAUAUACUUUUACUUUCUAGGAAUUGCAACGGGUUAUUGACAUCCAAGCGACUCUUGAACUCGCUAAAACAAUAUGCGAUAGUGGACGAAGGUAGAACACUAUAUUUCUUUGCAUACACAUGCACAAGCAUUUAGUAACGAUGCAUGUAUUGUAUUAAAUACUAUUUAUAAUAUAGCAUUUGUAAAUUCUGAACGUUGAUUGGCUAAAAGCCGUGUUGAUAUAACUCAAUGUCAACACGGGAAAAUUUCCACCGCUUCUAAACACGGAAAUUUUUCUUAUCCUUCGGGCUUUUGACAUCGCUAUAUAUUAUACAAUUUCUCGUUUUUCCAAUUCCACUCGUGUUGAUAUAACUGUAUAUCAACACGGAAAAUGUUUUAUAUUUGUUAAAUAUUAAUGUUUUCAAGUCUAAACAAAAACUAAAUAAUUUUAAUAUACUACACUUACUGCAAGACACUGUCCACGAUUCGUUUGAGUGUGCAAAAUUUUGUUGCAGAUUCAAUCAUCUUUUAUUCACAGCUAUCCAGCGAAAACUCACACCCUGAGCAUAGACACUCUUGAAAACGCAACGUAUUCGUGUGCACACAUGAAAACAGAUUUUUUUUAUUAAAUUUGAGAUCCGUUCGAAAAUUAUGUAUGUGCGGAAGAACAUAGUCCCUACAUCCUGUCCGAGGGAGCACCUUAAUAAAUAAUAGUAAAAUGAAACGUUUGAUCAAGUCCUUUUGGGGUCACCCCGUGUUGCUUCUCAAUUGGGGAGAAAUUAUACAAUUACUAAGUUUUGUGUACAAUUUUUUGUAAUUUUCAAACAUUUUUACAACGGUUGAAAAAAUCACUAUCUGGUGGAUAGCGCUAACCAGCCCCAUGGCCAGUUGUACGAAGACCGGAUUGUGAUUUUUUCAAUCUUUCUAAAAUUGUUUGUUGAUUGGUCUCACCCAGAUUAUUAUAAAUUUAAGUUUUCUUUUAUUCAAUUGUGAGAUCCAUAUCGGUAGAUAACUUUUCAAGCAUUUUCACGAAGGUUGAAAAAUAUCCUGUGGAUAGCUCUAUCCAGCCUUCAUACAACCGGCCCCAGACGCAAUACCAAUUAAAGGUGUUAUGGUUGGUUACUUGAUGAAUACCAAUAUGUCCCCUCGCUUACGAGUUUGAUGGAAUAUCUGUAUUUUUUAGUCACCUGGAACACUCACGAAAAGAGACGUCAUUGGGAGGUCUUACUGUGUUGGCUAAAAAUAGGAAGAAACAGCAUUUGUUCAAUGUACUGCAGUCUUUAAGAACCAUUAAAACUCUUGUAAGUUGCUUUAACUUUAAGAAAACACGUGUGUUCGUUGCCGCAAAACCUUUGGUAUAAAUGGACAUACAUGUACAGCGUAGAAGCUUUUUGUGUGUGCGGAAAUCAUGGCUUUUGCAUGAUAUCUCGAGAAAUCAAACUUUAUUUGUUGUGAAUUUGGCAUGAUCCAGUUAACAAUUUGUCUUUUUAAUUUCUUCGUGAAGAUGCUCAACGAAAUAAAUGUCAUGCAUGUACAUCUAAAAUCAUUGUCUAUAUCUGCAUAUGGUGCAUUAAUUAUUUUAUAAUAGAGUUUAUAAUUCUGGCUAACAUGCACUGUAAUUUUUCUAGCAACAAACUGAUGUUCGACUGAGAGAAAUGUUACAGGUAUAGCUACAAAAUAUUAUGUAUAGUACGUAGUUAAUUUUUAUAGUUAACCGUCACAUGUCAUGUCCGUCACAUGUCACUUGACAUGUUCUAUGUAUCAACAUUAAAACCUGGUUCACAGCAAGUAUAUGUUAAUAUCAAGAACUCAUCUCGUUCGAUAUAACUGACAUAUCGAACGAGAUGCCCAAAAUGUUGAUAUUUACCCAAUCAUAUUUCUGCCAAUGCCAUCACCUUAUUAUAUAAACAAGAACUUGCAGUGAAUUAAUGCAUUGCAUUACAUUAGUACCUCAAGGAAGUGUAAUAGGCCCCAUCCUGUUCCUCCUCUAUGUAAAUUGCCUACCUGAUGUUGUCAAGAACUCCAGUGUUGCCUGCUUUGCUGACGACACCAAGAUCUUUCGUCGUGUGGAUUCUAUCUGUGAUCUGAUUUAUUCCAAACUGAUCUGAGUAACCUAGACAGUUGGUCUACCUCCAGUGGUCUCGUCUUCAACCAACUCAAGUGUAAAUGUCUGCGUGUAACGAGGAAAACCCAGCCUGUUAUUUAUCCGUACAAGAUCAAGGACAACGAACUUACAACAACAUCAGCCGAAAUGGAUCUGGGAAUUUGGGUUUCUAGUGAUCUUACGUGGACCAACGACGUUCUAGAACGUUGUGCAAAAGCAAAGCAGGUCCAUACCUCGCCCCAGUCUAUAGGUCUCAUCAAACGAACAGAGUGUAUACAGAGAAGAGCUUCCAAGUUCAUACUGAAUCUUCCCUACAUGUAUAGUGAGUCUUACCGUGAGAGGCUGACCACUUUAGAACUGAUGCCGUUAUCGUGCUGGCAUGAGUACGUGGAACUCGUGUUCGUCUUUAAAGCUAUAAAUGGUCUGGUUGUCAUAUCUGAAUAUGUUCUCCCUGAACCGAUAAUCCCCACGAGAGUAAUUAGAUCUUCGAGUGCCAGUGAGUUAUUCUUCCGCCCCCCAAAAUGCAUUGAAAGGUGCUUGCUGUGACGACUGUGCCACCGAAGCCCUUCAUGCUCGGAAACUGGUCUUUGUAGCUCAGUGGUCAGGGUGUUGCACCGGAAUCCGUACAGUAUAGGUUCGAUUCCUGCCGGGGGCCUGAAGUUUCAUUUUUUGAAGCUGCUCCAGAUUAGGUCUAAAAUUGUAUAUACAUUUUAUAAAAUUGUAUGUACAAAAAUUAAAUUCACAAAUAUAACAUUUGGUUUACACUGGCGAUUUUGUCGGCAAUUUGCAUGAACAUGCAAUAAUAAUGAAUACCCCUAUAUUUCUAGGGAUAAUAGCUUGGAUUUCUUACUUUUUACCAUCAACAGGAAGAAGAUUAUCCUGGCGCGAUCAAUUUGUGUCUGGAGUGUGAAAAAGCUGCUCGUGCUUUUAAACAUUAUAAAUGCAUUAGGUAAAUUAAAUAAUUCCACCAUGUAUGUACUAUGUGUACAGUAUAUCUUCUGUUAUGAAAUUGAAUAUUCAUUGUAGUUUCAAUUCGUAUUCUUAUGGUGGAUUUUAUUAAAACAUAAGUUUCUGUAUAAUGUAUUCGAGACGUUCAGGAGGAAUCAGAAAUUUCUUACGAAAAUGCGAACAAAUUAAUGAUGUCUAGGUUUUUGUUUUUCAGUGAACUAAGUGCAAACCUGCAGGAUAUACUUAUUCAAAUUGAGGUAAGUUAUGAAAUAUAUAAUUCAAAUUGAGGUAAGUUAUGCUUGCUGCAAGCCGCGGUUGAUAGAAAGAGUGUUGACACGUUGGGCCGUGUUAAGGCGCUGUUAUACUAUAUAACUUAUAUCGCAACUCGUCUCGGAAUUUUGCUCCGACAUAAGUUGCACAUAAAAUUGUAAAGUGUAACCUCCUCCGCUCGUCUUCUGUUUAAUGAUUAAGGCAUAUAAGAUAUACAGUAGAAUAUACUCAAUAACAAAAUCCAUGGUUUGAUGUUAAAUGCUGCGUAUGGCAGCUACAGGUAUAACUCAAGGUUGUCUUUCAAAAGUUAAAAUAUGAAAACCCCGCCUCUUAGCGCGAAAAAAACACAGUCAGGACUUGCAUACGUUAUCGAAUAUUGAAGGAGGAACAUUUCAUGAAACGUUUGAAGGUAGAGAUUUUGCGCCUGUGAGACUAAUUAGACCCAUGGCCGGAUUUUUGAGGGGAGGCGUGGGGACGUGUGCCCCUCCACUUAAACCUAACAGUUAACUUUAGAAUAACAACUAAUUUUAGAAUACACUUUGUAACGUUUUUUUGUACAAAAUUGAAAAAUGAUAAUCAUUCAUAUUUGUGUUAAUUACCCUUUUAAUCCAAUAUUUCAUUUUAGCGAAAUUGGAUGAGUUGGAUAGUCAUUCAUGAACACAUUGAUAGAUAAUAAUGUACAAUUACAUGCAUAUACGUCACAAAACUACCUUGAGUUCAUUCUAAGCCAUAUUAACAUCCCAGAGGUUGUGGGCAAGACUGCUGCACCUCCCCUGAAGUAUUUUCCACUUCCAGUUUAGACCUUUAAAGAACAACCUAAUUCGAUUAUUAAUAACUACAUUUCGUCAGGUUAGAGUUAUUUUGUCCUGUGCUGUCCUACUACCAAAAAGUGGACAUAGGACAAAAUAAUUCUAACCUGACGAAUUUUUUGUACAUGUAUGCCAACAUAUUUUAAAUCUCUCAAUUUAGAGUGAGUUGGAUAGUGCCUUGGCUAAAACAUGUAACAAUUUUGACGCGUUACAUUAUGAGAAAUUGCAAACUGCUUAUAGAUAUCUUGGUAAAAUACAGGUAAGUCGUCGUUCUUUGACACGCGCUCAGCAUGACGAAAGAUACUGCGAAUCUGCUAUGAAAUUAUUUUCAGCUAUAUAUUAUUUGUAGCAGUAAUGCGCCAAGAUUGGGGGACAGUUGUAUAAAAACUAAAGUAGUUAAAGUUAACUAUCCUUAGUGGAAAAGUUAACCAAUCAGAAUCGUGCAUUUCAGAGGUAACAGUGAUUUAACUACAACGUACUUAAGAGUUUUAUAUAACCUGCCCCAGAAUUUCAGUUAAUGGCUAUAAAACAUAUCGACAUUUUCAAUACAAAUAAAUACUUCAUGGGAGAAUGUUAAAGACUCGUAAAGAAUUAUCCCACAAUGAAAACAUAAACUUAGAGAUGCCCAGCUUUUUGUGGCUAGGAAACUUGCCCACCGGGCAAGCAAGAUAGAUGCCCACCGGGCAAGCAAGAUAGAACGUUUACUUGCCCGUCAUGAUAUUCACUUGCCCCUGGCAAGUGUUAAAUUACACAUCUUAUACCAUUAUUUUACGCAAUUUUGAGGAAAAUAUAAAAACGUGUUUUAGGUUGCAAUGGAUCAACUUCACCUUCACUUUAUGAACUCGAUCAACAGUGAAGCAUUUCUUGUUUUAUUAAAACAUGUUGAGGUUUGUAAUAUCAUACAUGUGGUAGAGUUACUUUAGUUAAUGGAACUUCAGACUGAUUGGAGAGCGGCGUUAUGAACAUCUAUAUGUUUUGGGCAGUCUUCAAGUCUUUCAUCAAAUAUUUUAGGGCCCACUUAUACGAUACGGACUCGCUUGUCAGAAACAUUGAAUUUAACCGUUUCAGAAGCACUUGGCAAUUCAAAUUGCGAUUAUAUGACUAGGGUUGGGCGAUAUUUCGAUAUUUUGAUUUAUCGCGAUAUUUUCAACCACGAUUAUUGUAUCGAAGGUAGAAACUUGAGCGACGAUAUAUCGAAAUUAUCGUCAUGCUCGAUGACUAUCGUGAUAUUGCUUCGCAUGUGUGUAUAUAGCUUUUGUAAAUCCUAAAAACGUCUUUCAAUUCCUAGAAAAUAUAGUUUUUAAAAGAAUUAGAACUAUUUCCUGAAUUAAAUAUGAAUUUAAUACAAUAUUAAAGCUAAUAUUUAUGUAUUAAUCCGCUGAACAAUGAAAUUGCAUGCUAUGUUUGCGCUGUGUGCCCACGGCAUUUGUGCCUGCGGAGACACAGUAGACACUGCAUGGCAUACACAGUUCAGGUUUAUGAACAGUAAAUAUUAGACAAAAAAAGCCUGCUUAUUACUUUAAGGGGUAGCUUCACCCAAAAAUUUAGUUGAUUAGAAUGAAAAAGUCAAAAUUGCAAAAACACCAUUAUAGGGUACCUAAACAUGUUGUUUAUCAGUUGCUAAAGUUUUUUUUACAUUAGAAUAGGUUUUAUAUGAAAAAUUGGCCGUUUUAGAAAAGGCCCUGAAAAAUCUUUAAUUGUUUAUACCUAGUAACCAUGGAAACGGAUUGCAAAAAUCGCUUUAAAAACGCUGUUGUACUUGCGUGAAAAUGUGAAAAUGUAUUUUUAGGCUACUAUACCAAGAGGGUGUACUAUGGAUAAAAGGGGCACUUAGGGGCAUGCUAAAUAUUGCAUAAUCACAAAUUUACAUAAUCAACUUUCAAGAGCACGAGAAAAUCGAGAGAAUAUUCUAUUGAAAUUCGCAUAUUUUUUUCUAUAUUUUGCUUCUGUUUCCAUUUGUAAUAAUGCCAAAGGGUUCAAAGGAAGGAAUAAAGCGUAGUGCUAAAAGAAAAUCGCAGAAAAAACCCUAUUUUAAAGGGAAAAGAUUUUCUGCUAUGUGCGAAGAUGGCGACCACGUUGUGAAGGAAAAUCGUGCUUAUGAGAUUGUAGAUGGCGAUGAAGAACAAAACGAUAUAAUAUCAACAUCGGCAAGGAAACUGGAGAAUGCUAGCAAAACAAAAACGUUUAUACAAGAGCCUCAAACUCCAGAAUUUGAAGUCAAAGUACACACAAGAAACUCCUCUACUAAUUUGCCAGAACAGGAAGGUUAUCGUGUUGUUUUUAUUGAAAACAUUCGCAAAACUGUAGAAAGCAUGCACAAGUGUAAAAAUGGAAAGAUUGUAUCUUGUGAGGACACUUCUAAACGGGCUGGAUGGAGCAGUACAUAUUAUUUUGAGUGCACAGAAUGUAAGCAGAGGGUUGACAUGGAUACAUCAAAGACUGUUGAGGGAAAGGGACGUUCAUUUGAUGUCAAUCGGAGAACCAAUUUUGCCAUGGGUGAGUUGGGUUUAGGCAGAGAAGCUCUCGCAACCAUUUGUGAGAUUUUGAACAUGCCACCUCCUGUGAGUGAUAGUGCUUACCAAAAGCACAAUCGAUCUGUGAAUCUCGCAUCAAAGAAAGUUUUGGAUGAAAAGUUGAGUGAAGCUGGUCACCGUGUAAGAGCAAGCUUAGACAAGGAUGGAACAGAAUUACUUGACAUUGCUGUGUCAUUUGAUGGCACAUGGAGCAAGCGAGGAUUUACAGCUAAUUAUGGGGUAGGAAUUGUUAUCUCUGCAGACACAGGGGAGGUGUUGGAUUAUGUUGUUCUAUCAAAAGUUUGUGAAGUUUGCAAAGCUGCUGAGAAGCUCAAAUCCAACCCGGUAAAGUAUGAACAAUGGAAAAAUGAACAUGUGGCAAGUGGACUGUGUCAAAAAAAUUUUGGUGGCUCUAGUCCUGCAAUGGAGAAGGAAGCAGCCAAAAUCUUGUGGAACAGAUCGGUUGAAAAACAUCAAUUUAGAUACAUUGAUAUGGUAUGCGAUGGCGACAGCAAAGCAUAUGGAGAAGUAUGGGACACAUAUGGAGUUUGCAAAACUUGUGCAAAAUAUGAGAAUAUGGACAAACAAUCACUAGAAUAUAAAAAUUGGUUGAAAUCAAAGAAUUAUGCUACAUGGGAAAAUGAUCACCACAAUGGUAAAACAAAGUGUAGUCGAGUAAACAAGCUUGAUUGUGUUGGACACGUCCAGAAGCGGAUGGGAAAGAAUCUAAUUGCACUGACAGGGAAAACAAAGCUUGCCGAUGGAAAAACUGUUGGAGGCAAAGCUGGGAGACUCACUAGGCCAACAAUUGACAAGCUGCAGAAAUACUAUGGGAAUGCUAUCAGAUCCUCUGUUGACAAAAAAGCUAAAACAAGCCAAGAAAUUGACAAAGCAGUGAAACGGAUGCAGGGUGCCAUCAAAGGAGUAUUGUACCACAGUGUCAAGAUUGUUGAUGGUAAAAAGAGACAUCAGUACUGCCUUCAAGGAAAAAGCUCAUGGUGUUCCUACCAAAGAGACAAAGCGAAUGGAUCUGAUCCUGCUUUUGAAAACAAACCACACCAUCUUGAUCCUGUCUUGAAAACAAACCACCAAUUCUCUAGUAUGGAACAGAUGUCCAAAACACCGCAAUAGAGGGCUCAGUUCUGUGGAGACAGCUGCAGCAUCCGCAGUAAUGCAAUUUAACGUUGGUGCGACUGCCCGGCAUGAUGUAAUGAGAGAAAUGGAGAUUCCUGCUGGCUGUUUUACUGAAGCUGGGAGUGAGAGGAAGAACAACAAAAGAGUAAAGCAAGCAAAUACAAGAGCACAAAAGAGAUUCAAGGAAGCAAGGCAGAAAAUACGACAGGCUAAAUUGGUGGAGGAGGCAAGACUGAAAGCUCGGGAAGGCAUAACAUAUGAGAGCGCAGCAUUUAAUGAGGAUAAUAUCCAGGGUUCAAGAAAAAGGAAGAGGCAGACUGGCAAGGAAACUGGUAAAAAGGGAAAAAGCAAACUUACAAGAAAGAAAUAGAACCUAAAACUGACUGAGUAACAUAGAAAGAACAAGUUAGUAUGAAACCGAAACUUUAACAGUAUUUUUCUCGAAAACUGAUUUUUGGCCGCACGUGAACUGCCCCCCACCUUUUCUCAUUACUGUUUCAAUGAAAUUGGCCCAUUUUUGGCACAUAUGUAGCUAAAUGUAUCUAGUAUGGUCCUAUUACCCAUUUUUUAAAUAUCUAUUUUCUAUAAAGAUUUAUGUGAAAAAGAUUGUUUCCAAUAUGGUUUUGCCGUUACCAUGGCAACCGUGGUGAAUAACAAAAAAAUGGCUAAUAGGACCAUAGUUCAACAUCUAUACUACCACAAGGUGCAAUUUCACUUGAAUACAUAACAUAUUAAAGAAAAUUUUAUGGGGGGGGCAACUGGGCCCUCAAAAAUCUAACUUUCCAUACACUACGCCCUUCUUUGGUGUCAAAUUUCAGUUCGAUGUAUCGAACUGGAAAUUUUUUUAUCUCAGAUUGUAGCUGAAGUUCUGUAGUUUCUAAAAAUAUAUAGGUUGACCAUAUUUCAAUCAAAAACUUGCCAAAUAUCGACUGUUAAAGAGUUGUUAAUUUAGAGUAAAAAUUGGGGUGAAGCUACCCCUUAAUUUGUUAUUUUAUUUGUCAUUGUUUUUAUUGCAUUUAUCGCGAUAUUAUCGAAUAUCGUGAUAAAUUCCUCGACAAUAAUCGUGAGAUGAUUUUUUAAUAUCGCCCAACCCUAUAUAUGACAACAUAAGACGAAAAUUGCCCAGUGGUAAAAUUUAAUUAUGACAAUUCGUGAGCGGCAUAUAUUCAUGUCGUACCAUGUGAAUGGGGUAUCGUGCAAUUGGGGUCUUAAUCAAUUGAACUUUGAUUACGUGCACCAACCAUUCUAAUCCAGACUUCUGUUGUCUCUGGGUACACUCUAAAAACACUCUGGUUAAAUUUGGGUUAAUUCAACCAGUACGGGGUUAAAAAUCCACCUACACAAGUCUGGUUAAAAAAAAUUAACCAUUUUCCUGGUUAAAAGUCCAAAAAAGUGUACCAAAUUUUUGUUGAAUUGAUAAUUUUUAACCAGGAAAUGGGUUAAAUUUAACCAUAAUGUGUUGGGUGGAUUAUUAACCCAAUUCCUGGUUGAAUUUAACCAGAGUGUUUUUAGAGUGUAGCAGUCUAAGACAAGUGUCGUUUUGGUUUGUUUUUUGUUAACACUGUGUUAUUAAUACUGGGGCAAAUUGUAGGAGAAUUGUCCAGAAGACUUGAAUGAAGGUGGUAUUCAGACCAUUCCUUUUCAAGAACUUUGUCAGGUACGUGCAGUAAAAUGUUUUGUUCUAAUUCUAUAUUUCCAUUGUGCCUUGUUGCUGGGGCUGGGCGUACAAAAAGUUAAAGUUGACUAUAGUUAGUGCAAAAGGUAACCAGUCAGCAUUAAUACUUGUGUUUAAGUGCAAAACGGAUAUUUACAAAGUAGUUAAGGCUUUUAUACACCUGUCCUCUGUACUACAAAUUUUGGUGAAACACCCAGUGGCAAAAUAUUGGGAGAGGCGAAUUAGGUUGCAUACGACCGCCUUUUGUAGCUAGAAUUCUUAGUUCUUUAAUCUUAGUUCUUUAAUCUUAGUUCUUUAAUGGGCCUCUAGUGUCUGCCACUGGUAACACCUUUAAAAGGCAAUCUAUCUGCAAUAACGAAGAACGCUUAUUGCUUUGACUGAAUAUAACUAAUUUGAUGGUUCUUUCGGGUAUUUUCUUAAUUAAUGUGCAAUUACAAAUUUGAAAAGCAUUUUGGGCAUUCAAUAUUCAUUACAAGAUGGAUGCUGGUAACACAGAUAUUUCUCUUUAGAAAGUUGGGGUUGAAGACUUCACUCCAUGUUUGGUUGAUUUAUGCAAAGUAAGAUGAAUAACGUACUUUUCCUCACCGGGAAGAGAUGGUUUGGAAACUCAUUAGAAUAAUUCUUUAUGUAUGUUAGACUACGUUCACACUACACUGGAGCGAAAUAAUGCUGCCACCACGCCGUUACAGUUUGUUUACAAAUUAAAUUAGCACUCAUGUGAACCCAAAAUAUUUCAAAUAGAGCAAAGAAAUUUAAACGAAAAGCAUUCGAGUUUACUGGUUUGAGACCUGAGAUGCUUGGUUUGCAAGCGGUACAAAAAAGUAACUGGGUUUGUGUUCACACGAAGCCGCCAAGCACUCCGUUUUCAUCUCGUUCCGUUUGGAAACCGUGCUCAAAUUGUUACGGCAAAAGUGACGUUUUCAUACCAACGGCUAAUUGCGACUUUUCCGCGCCGUUUUCAAACCGCUUCGGCGAGUGUGAACGUAGUUUUAGUCCAAAAUGUGGUCCUUCGUUGUCACGUACUUAUUGCGUUUUUGCCAAAUCCACCAAUAGCAAUUUGUAAGCUACCAAAUUAAUCACUAGUGUUGAAGUCACGGAUAGCUAACCUUCCUAAAACAUUGCUAUUGGUUGGUUGGGCGAAGAUACAAUACACACGUGAUGAUGAAGGACCAGAUUUCUGAAUAAACCCAAACAAAAACAUGGAUAAUGAGUUAUUUUUGAAUUCUCAUGAGUUUCUAAAUCAUUUCUUCUACUAACUACGAUAUUUAAUACUCAGAUUUAUUUAUUCCAUAAUAUCCCAUCCCCGGCAAAUGAAUUGAAGAACACAUGCUAUAAAUAUCUUGCAGACCCUGUGGAAAGUGAUGUCGAAUUACCAUGAAGUAAUGGAGUGGCAUCAACAACAUGAUGAUUUCAUGCAAACACAGGAAGACGAAAGUGAUGGUGAAGCAUCUUAUAAUAGGAAAUAUGUCACUCAGAAGUUGAACCACGGAUUGCACAGAAUUUGGAAGGUACAUAAAGUCACUCGACAAACAGAGACUCUUGCACUGCAUGAUCAUACUGUAAGAUCUCUCCUAAAAUAGGCGUAAGAAAAUAGAAAAUAUCCUGUGAAUAAGGCUGCGUGUGAUAUAUUGAGGCGCCUGGUGAAAAUCAAUCUGCAAGCUUGAAAAUCAAAUUCAUUCAAUGCUUCUUGCUACCUGUAAUCCAUCAUCCCGGGAAGCACGUACAACACCAUGUCAAUCUCAAAAAUAUAGAAAGUGCGAUAACUUGAGAAUGAGUGAGAUAUGAAAAACCGUAAACGUCAUUCUUCAUCACUCCACCAGUACUUUUUAGCAAAACAAUAAAAAAUGGGGUAAAAAUUUUGUUUCAUAAACACUCGUUUCAUAAACAUUUCACAAUCAGAAAUUCCGCAGAGAAAGGUCAUGUCGCUGAGUAUUCAUUGCAUGGCAUCGUGGGCUCAAGUCAAAAAAUUUCGCGUGCUUCUUUGUUUUGCUUUACUUUAAUCUAUUGCAACAAAAUAAAGCUGAAGUUGUAAGUUUAAAGUGUUCGACGUAUAAUUAUUUCUAAGUCACCUAACAUUGUUUUGGGGCCAAAAAUUUAACAACUUUACCGACUAUAUUUUGAAAUAAUUAAGUAUUCGCCUCAUUAGUACUCGGUAUACACGUCAGCAUGUACAAUCUACGCAUGCUCUGGUAAGAUGAGCUCAUCUUAGUUAUCGAUUUGUGGCCGCAAUUUCUGACCGUGUAACGGUCGCGAAAAUAUCAAGGUCGCCGAUGUAAUACUAGAGUAUUGGUAUAUUUCUAUACAAUCAGAAAAGACUGAUUUGCAUCCAGUACAUCGGCAAAGCACAGCAAAUAUUCCGACUUCACAUCGUCGAACAUGACUUGAACACGAGCAAAAGGAAACCAGAAAACGACAUGCAUGUUUGCCAUUUGCGAAGAACAAGUCAUAGUCACAAAUAUUUAAAGGGGCGUAGAUUUCCCUAUAGGAAGGAAUUUUUAGACAUUGAAAGUGUUGUAUGAAUGUCGGAAAAAUGCCCUGGGAAGGUUUUACGUGUUGUGUAAUUGUGUUUUACCUCUAAGGUCGCAGGUUCGAAUCUCAGUGAGAACUUCUCAAUGUGACUCGAACCCAGUCCUCAUGCGAAAAGAGUAAAAGUCAACGCUCUGCCGAAAGUCGUGGGUUUUCUCCGGGCACUCCGUGUUUCCUCCCACAGGGAAAGUUGACAGGGUGGGUUAGGCACAUAGGUCUGGAGGCAGAUCAUUAAUGAGGUAUGGACUAAUAGCGGCAGCUGCUCAAGCGCCAUUUGUAAGCUCAAAGUCUACCUCGGUCUGCUUCACGUCAGUCCGGUUCUAUCUAUCUAUUCAUAAUGUAACCAGCGACUGAAAAGCCCUGAUAUAGGGAGUGUGCUGUGAAAUAUCUGUAUCUGUAAGUUUUAGGCUGCGUUCAGACUGCGUGCCCGGCACUGGUGCCCGGCACUUGUUGUGGCACCUAGUUUGAACACGAUGCUUCCAAAUGAAAUUGGGCACUGCGCCCAAGAAAGGGCACUACCUCUAGAGGUAGUACUCAACAACGGCACUGUGCUCAACAUGUUUUGUGAACCAUUUUGAACAUUGGGCACCAGUGACGAGCACUCAGUCUGAACGCAGCCUUAGUCAUUUAGGUGACUUAAUUCCAAACUCCAGUUAUAUGUAAUGGUUCAUUUCAUUGUUCUUUUUUAGGAAGUCCAAGAAAGAGUGAAGUGCUAUUUAUUGGGCACGGACUUAUCAUAUUUUAAAUACGACGAUUUUAUUCAUGUUUUAGAUUUAGUAAAUAGGUAAGGAUGUAUGUUUAGUCUUAUUUAUUUAUAUUUGUUCAGCCUCGUACCCAGGGAAGAGAAGCGCAAAUCAGAUGUCACACGAGGUUGAUAAUUAGUGUUAUCGCAAAUAAAAAUUAUUUCGGUUAUUUUUUGUUAAAUUAAUAGUUUCAAUGUUCGUUCCAAUAUCUUUCCUAGAGCCAUAUGCCUCUUAUUACACAAUAGCCCUGGGUACGAGGUUGAUUCUUACCUAGCAUAUCGCCAGCUCCUUCUAGCUGCUUAUAAUGAAUCUUGUUCAUUUCACAUCGACCCGAAUAAUAGAAGUUUAAAAAAGAGCAUGUCUUGCAAACGUUCCAAGUUCGUUCCUUGAUGCUCGAUCUUUGAUCAGAGCGGAAACGAAAUCAUUUCUCAAUGUAGGCAUUUUAAAAUUUGGAAAUAAAAAGUUGCGGUUUAAAACCACAAAUCACCGAGAUGAAGCUCUCAUUCCUACUACCACUAAAGAAAUACCAAAUGGUUUUCCGUGCAGGAUAGCAUCAUCCGUACACGCGGCAAGCUGCAAGACGUCGAGCAACAUCCGCAUAAUUGUUUUGUGAAAUAACUGCAGUGAAAAAACGGUUAACUUUAUUAAAACGUUAACUUUACCAAACGGUUAACUUUAUUAUAACUUUACUAACGUUUUUGUUAACGUGUCUCUCAUUUAAUAUCCUGUCACACGUUAAAAUGUUUUCAUUGUCCGAUAUUUUAUAAAGCCCGCGCGAAGGCAUUUGCAUUGCAUUUCCCGUGCAGGAUUGUUUGAUCCUGCACGGGUAUUGACCAAUCAAAUUGCGUGUUUCACUGUGGUUAUUAUAUAAAUUGCUUUGCUCCACUCUUAUUUUCGUUUGAUCUGAACUGAACCAGUUGAGUAUAUAAUUUAAAACUAGAAAUAUUUUUGCUUGAUAGAUUAAUUGCAAUUGGGGAGGAGUUCUGUGGGAGUAAAUCAGAAGAACUUCAUGAUUCUAUUAGAACACAAACCGUGAAUUAUUUCAAGAAUUAUCACAGGUUUUUUAUUAUUAUUGUCUUUUUAUGACAUUAAGCUCGAUCUAUUACCCAACGCCAUCGGUACGGGAUUGCACUAAGCUUCCUGCUGUGGAGUCCGUAGGCGUACGGGAGGAAACCAUUGGCUAAGCUGAAUUGCGAAGGACACAGCUCGACGUGAUCGAGUGCAAGGCAACUUUUGACUUGCCAUCACGGACAGGGGUGGAUUUAUAGGGGGGCACAGGGGUGCGCACCCCUGUUGGCCUUGGUCAACAGGGGGGCAAAAAAAUCAAAUUCAGAAAUAUGGCACAAUUCCCAAGGUUUUUCCUUUUUUGAAGUAAAACUGAAGCUCAUAAUUCAAUGCCCAUAUCGCAGGAAAUGGCAUUUCUAGGGUUCUAAUUUUCAAAAUUUUCCGGGGGACAUAACCCUGGACCCGCUUCGUCAGGACGCCAAUUCUUUUGAAUCUCUCCCACCACCCCCUAAAGAAUUAUAAAGAAACACUCGGCUGCUCACCCAGCACCCCCCCAAGAAAAACCUUGCUGGAUCCACCCCUGAUCACGGAGCACAACUACGAUGGAAGGGUUACAUUUUAGGGAAACCUUUAACCAACCCUGUCAACAUUACCUGUGGGAGGAAACCAGAGUACCCGGAGGAAACCCGCGACUUUCGACAGAGCGUUGACUAACUCUUUUCACAUGGCUAUCAAGUCGUCCCCAACUAGAUUUGAACCCACGAUGUCAGAGUAACUAUCUCAUGACCCUUGUUAAUCCAUUAAACCAGAAUGUGCCAUGAAGUCUUCGAUAUAUAACGAUGUAAUUUUUGGGAGUUUAAACCCAGCUAGAAAAUAUUCGCUAAUUAUUUGUCUGGGGAGAUUAUAAUGUUUCUCUUUCCAUUUAAAUAACUAUUGCCCUGUGACAUUAUCUUAGAUCCCGGUUAGAAGAACUUCGCAUGUUUUUGGAGAAUGAAGUUUGGGAGUUGUGUCCUGUCAAGGCGAAUUUUUCUCUAGUCAAUUUACAGGUUGGUAUCCAUGCAUAAUCACAAGCUAAUGCUCACAAGUUUUCUAUUAGGGACCUUAUUCUCAAAGGGAGGCCAAAAGCGAAAGCAAUGCACUUUCCGGAAAGGUUCUCAUAUAUCCUUCUUUGUAUUUUAAUGGAGGCAUAUAGUUAUUGCUGUCCUGUCUGAAACUGUGAAAUAAGGAAAUGUGUUUGGUCACGUUCUCACACCAGAUUACUCCUAGCAAUUAAAAUUCACUAUACUGCAUAUUAUUGUCAGGAACAUUGAUGAGACAUUUUCAAUUAUUUAACAUAAUUUUUCCUUACUUUCAGGAAUUCAAAUUUCUUAGGAAAAUAUAUCCAAGCAAGGGUCAUAGAAGGACAGAUUCUGGAAAUAUAAAAGCUGAAAUGAGUAAGAUAAAAAGUAUACAGUAGUUGAAAAUUAGUCGUAUUCUGACCAGGGCCGCUGAGGUGUUGCGCGGGGCCAAACGUUCCCACGGGCCCCUAUGACGUCAUAAUUAUAAAAUGGGAGAACUGUGUUUUACAAUAUAUUACACUUUAUUAUACAGUAUGUUAUCCGGAACUAAAGCAGCUAGAAUUUAUAUUCUCAGUUAAGCAAUCUUGUAUUAAGAAAUGUUACGGGCCUUCGUUGCUUUGGGCCCCCUUUUGAGCAGGGGGCUGUGGGGCAAAGAACAUCCCCCCUCUCUCUCGGCGGGCCUGAUUCUGGCACAAUAUUAUGAUAUGUGUUGUAUUGUCAUUUUGUCAGGUUUCUUUUCUCGAUAUGGCUCGGGUGCGACUCCAUUUGAUGAUCAGAAAGCCGAGGAAGAAAGCGAAGAUUUAUUGUCAACUAUGG
Molecule: messenger RNA, 15995 nt
Organism: Paramuricea clavata
Lineage: Eukaryota; Metazoa; Cnidaria; Anthozoa; Malacalcyonacea; Plexauridae
Source: the annotation of a GenBank genome assembly